AGCAGGGUUGCAGUCAUGCCUUUGGACACUGUCUUUCUUGUGUGUCCUGUGAUUUUUGCAGCAGCACUGUGGAGGGGGGUUCAGGCUGUCUCUCCUGUGCCCUCAGUCCCUGACCAUGUCCAAGCUCUUGUGGGCUCCUGUGUGGUGAUUCCCUGCUCUUUCACACCUCUAGCUCUUCAUCCUCUCAGGGGGAAGAAGGAGAGGGUGGACGUCCGGUUGAGGUUCAGAGGUGGUGGUCACUUCUUCCCUCUCCGCAGCACCGCUUUUAACAGCGAGGACAGAGAUCAGGCGAGCAGGGAUUUCCAAGGCCGGACGUCCCUCUUUGGGCGGAUUGCAGAUGGUGAUUGCUCAGUGAAGAUCGAAAGGAUAAGCCAGGAUGACUCAAGGUUGUUUGAGAUUGCUCUGAAGAGAGGGGAUGACUUACUCUGGGGGAAGCCAAGGAGCUUCAAUCUGGAUGUUGUGGACACUCAUGAGGUUCCUGUCAUCAGUGGCAUGUUGUCAGCGACAGAGGGACAGCUGGUCACCCUGAACUGCUCCGUCAGAUAUCACUGCCCCUCCAGACCUCCAACCCUGCAGUGGAGCUGGGAGAGAGGAGCCCAGCUGAACAGCACUGAGCCUGGGGAGGUACAGAUACUCCACCCAGAGCCCCACAGGCUGAUGUUACUGGCCUCUCUGUCCUUCACUGUCUCUCACAAGGUGAAACCCAGGCUCAGAUGUGAAGUCAGCUACCCAGGAGCCAAAGCACUGGCUACUUCGAAGGAUCUCCAUGUGACAUUUUCACCAAAAGAUGUAAUGGUUCAGGUCCAGUCGUUGAUGGUGCAGGAAGGGGGCAGCGCCUUGUUGGCCUGCUCAUGUAAAGCUGACCCACCGGCGUCUGAGUACCGCUGGUCCUACAUUCAACACGGCCGCACGGUGCACCUCCACCAGCGCACGCACACAAUCCGGGUGUUUAACGUGACCCGAGACAUGAAAGUCCGCUGCUCAGCCCAGAACCUGAUUGGUCGAGGAGAGUCCCGGCCAAAGCUGCUGAACAUACGAUAUAAACCAGUCAUCCUUCGGCUCUCUUCCACCUGUGUUGUGGAUGAUUUGGAGGUGCUGUGUCACUGUUCAGUCGACUCCAACCCGAAACCAGCAGUCACCUGGAGCGUGAAUGGGACUGUUCCACCUCAUGAUUACAAUGUGUCGGUAACAUCUGAGCCUGACAAGCUAACAGCUACUCUGAGGGGCCGCAUGGACAAACCACAGACUGUGAUCUGCUUUGCUUUCAACGCUCUGGGAAAUGACUCCCUGAUGUUGCUGCAGGGUGGCGAAGAGACAGCACCUUUGCUGUUGUUGGUGAUACCUGCUGUGGCCAUCUGCCUGGUCAUAUUCCUUCUGUCUCUUUUGUUCUACUGCUGCCGAAAAAGAGCUGGAAAACAUGUCCUGAGUAGACGCCCAGCUGUGUACCCUGAAGGAUUGGGAAUUUAUCAGGACCAGAUGCCCCUCUACAUUAACUGCACAGAAGUGACUCAUAUCUAUACCAACGGCAGCUACCAACUUGUAUACCAGAACUGCACACCUCUUUUUGUCCAUACUAAGCAGAUCCGUCCAAUGGGCAGAAGAGGUGGGGAGAGAAGAAGAGGGGGAGAGGGUGAAGGAAUAGACAGACGAGUGGGUUUGGGAGUCAGACGCACAAGAGAGGUGCAGAGUUCUGCUGUGGGUGAUGCAGAGUCAGCCAUCUACUUGGAGAUUCUCUGAGCUCGCUGUGGAGACGUCGCAUGAUUCUCCUGCUAUAUUAAACUCCCAUUAGACUUCAGAUUCAAACUCAGCCAUACUGAUUGUAAUGCAAACUUUGUUAUUGUAUAUAUUAUACAUCCAUAUCUAUAUGCCUCCAGCACUUCACAAUGUGUGAUCUCUUGAAUUGCUCGCGGUGGUCUAUUUCUCUCAUAAUUUCCAUAUUGAACAAUUUCUGUAUCUUGGCCUGUGACCUACCUCUGUGCUCUUUUUUUUUUUUUUUAAUAAAAGAUGAAAAGGUUUGAUAAAA
Messenger RNA from Dicentrarchus labrax (European seabass), 2023 nucleotides. It is a transcript of the gene psg4, whose product is annotated as sialoadhesin. NCBI's taxonomy places the organism in Eukaryota, Metazoa, Chordata, Actinopteri, Moronidae. The record is from RefSeq and is a predicted model, not a curated record. The transcript is spliced from 8 exons. The coding region runs from base 16 to 1737 and encodes 573 amino acids.